UAUUAAUCCUACUACUUUCCCGGAUUCGAAAGGUAGGCCGUAUACAGUCGCGGUAGUGCGCACUAAAUUUGCAGAGUGGAUAACGCCAGAAAUCAGCACUCCCUUUACGGAUUGUGUUUCAGUCAGAAAGGGUCGAAUUGGCUGGUCUCCAUAGCUAUCAGCUUAAUUGAGCAACGGAAGAAGAGCUAAGAUGGAGGUGGGAAGACGCCCAGACGGUUCUUCAGAUUCGUCCGGGUCGUGCUUUUCUCGCUUUUACACGGCAGCUCGCCGGUCCAAAAAUAUAGCUCCACCGUCCACCACCUCCAUCAGGACGGGCGAUGGGGGUGGACUGGUCCGGCGUCUCAGCCUAUUUGAUCUCCUUCUGCUCGGAAUUGGCGCUUCCAUUGGAGCCGGAAUCUUUGUAGUCACCGGUACUGUUGCCCACGAUGCCGGCCCGGGGGUCACUAUCAGUUUCAUGAUUGCAGGAUUAUCUUGUGUCCUUAAUGCAUUAUGUUAUGCUGAGCUAGCCUCACGGUUUCCUGCAGUUGUUGGCGGAGCUUAUUUAUACACGUAUACAGCUUUUAAUGAGCUUACAGCUUUUCUAGUUUUUACACAGUUGAUGCUUGAUUAUCACAUCGGUGCAGCUAGCAUAGCACGCAGUUUAGCGAGCUAUACAAUCAAUACACUAGAGCUCAUUUCUUUCUUCAAGGAUCACAUCCCAAGCUGGGUUGGGCAUGGCAGCCAAGUCUAUCUUGGAGUUUUUUCUUUUAACCUAUUAGCUCCUUUACUACUCAUAAUCUUGACAUUAGUUUUAUGCCGGGGAGUUGGAGAAUCCUCUGUGUUCAAUGCAGUUGUGACUAUGACAAAGAUAGUCAUUGUUAUUAUUGUAAUCAUUGCUGGGGCAUUUAAGGUUGAUGCCUCAAAUUGGACCCCUUUUGCUCCACAUGGUGUAAGAUCAAUAUUGACUGGGGCCACUGUGGUUUUCUUUGCAUAUAUUGGAUUUGAUGCAGUUGCUAAUUCGGCUGAAGAAUCUAAAAGACCUCAGAGAGACCUGCCAUUAGGCAUUGUCGGGAGUCUGCUUGUCUGUAUUGCACUAUACAUUGGUGUCUGCUUAGUAUUAACCGGGAUGGUUCCAUACCAACUCCUUGGGGAGGAAGCUCCUUUAGCACACGUUUUCAAGUCCAAGGGAUUGACCUACGUUUCAGUGCUAAUCAGCAUUGGUGCUGUUGCUGGACUCACCACAACACUUCUUGUUGGGCUUUAUGUUCAGUCCAGACUAUAUCUUGGGCUGGGAAGGGAUGGCUUAUUGCCUUCACUCUUUGCUCGAGUACAUCUGACACGACAUACACCUGUUCGUUCUCAAAUAUGGGUAGGGAUUGUUGCCAUCAUUUUGGCUGGCCUUUUUAAUGUCCACUUGCUCUCACACAUUCUCUCAGUCGGCACCUUGACAGGGUAUUCUGUAGUUUCAGCUUGUGCCAUAACCCUUCGAUGGAAGGUUAAGAAUGAGAGUAAAGUCACUGCCAGAUUAAUUUCAAAGAGAGGAGAAGGUGUCAUUUGCCUUUUUUUAGUUGCCUGUUGUGGGUUUGCUGCAGGAGCCCUUUACCGUUUUAGGGCUUCUUUUGCUUUCCUGAUUGCAGCUGCUGUCAUUGCAAUAUUUGCUGGAGUUGCUCUUCAUUUCCGACAUGUUUAUGAAGAUCCGCCAGGGUUUUCUUGUCCUGGAGUUCCAAUCCUUCCAGCUGCCUGCAUCUUCUUCAAUAUUUUUCUAUUUGCCCAGUUGCACUAUGAGGCAUGGGUGAGAUUUGUGCUUCUCAGCAUUGUUGCCGUUGGUAUAUAUGCACUUUAUGGGCAGUACCAUGCCAAUCCUGCAAGUUCAGGCACAUCACCUAUUCACCAAAGGGAAUCUGCACAAGUUUAGUUCGGUUCAACGUGAGGGUUGUAUCAUAAUUGGUUUGUAGUAGCCACAAACGUUUGGUGGUUGUGUGUAGAGGCAGUGAGUAUGAAUAUGUUUUCAAGUGACAUGCAACCCAAUUUACAAUGCACGUAAUAGAUAGCUAAUAGUUUUAUGUCUCACUUACGUUGUGUGUGUGUGUGAGAUAUAAUGGAUACCUUUUUUUCUUGAGCGGAGUACUGUGGUGAGGAUUUAAUAGGCAUUGGUGAGAUGGCCGGACAUGCCAAAGGCAGUCGAUACCUUAUAGAGUACACGAACAAGACUAGCUAAUUUGCACUUGGGAGCUCAAUAGUGUUGAAGAAGCUACAAUGAUUCAUGGCCGGCAGGUCUAAGUCUAAUUCAAAAUGAAUUGCCCUAUACCUGCUGCCCCGUGUUCCAGAAAAACUUGUAGUUUUGUUCAAACGUCCAUGGAUCAGCUAUCAAUCCGACAUAACCUCAUCAAUGCUUACCAGUUACCCCUCUUCCUUGAUCAGGUGCCAUACUAUUGGCAUUGUCUCUUGGAAAGUAGCAAAUUCCACAGGGGGGGAUCUACUGGCCAGGGGAUGGUGCCCCUGCUUCAGCCGUACGAGAUAGGUGCAGGAAGAGGUAGGAGGGCUGCCUGGACUGUCCAGUUCAUAUUUUUCAGCGAUGAAGCGAGGUAGUGAGGAGGCUGAAACUUGGAAGACAGGAUUUCCGAGAAAUGAGAAUAUAUGGCUACAAAUUUUAUAGAAUAUUCACUUUUUUUAAGGUAGAUUCUAUGGUACCCAAAAGGUAUCAUACCUUUGUCCAUAUGGACCAAUCAGAAUAUUGCAGUUGAAUUAUUAAGUCUAAAUUAAAAAUGAUAUACCUACUUGGACCAAUCAAGAGAAUGAUAGGUACAGUACCC
Molecule: messenger RNA, 2792 nt
Organism: Cuscuta epithymum
Lineage: Eukaryota; Viridiplantae; Streptophyta; Magnoliopsida; Solanales; Convolvulaceae
Source: the annotation of a GenBank genome assembly